UCUCUUCUCAUCUCGUAUCCUAUCACUUCCAUUUCAAUUUCUACCUCUUCAUAAAAAAUUCAUUAAAUUCCCACACCUUAAAUUUCCACACCUUUUUCAUCACCACUUGAAAAAAAAUGGCCACCGAAACCGAAGUUUCGGCGCUUGAAAUUAUCAGGCAGCACCUUCUUGAAGAGUUUUCUCCUGUCGACACUUUUAUAAAUCAUUUUAGCCAGUUCGAUUCGGUUUUUAUCGCGGAUAAUUCUUUCUCGCCUUCCGACUCUUCCUCUUCCUCCGCUUCUUCAUGUACCGAAAUCGCAAUUUCCGAUUAUUUCAUGCCUGAUGAAAUCGAUGCGUUUUCGUUUUCUCAAGAUUUAUUUAUUUCCGAUCAGAAUCAACAUAUUCAACAACAGUUAAAUAUCGAGCUUCCCGAGCCUGAUAAAAAUUUCGAACUCACCGAAUCAAAAUCAACUCAGCCUCAGCACACGAAAUCAUCGACGAAAGAGGAAGACAAGAAGCACUACAGAGGAGUACGAAAGAGGCCGUGGGGAAAAUACGCAGCCGAAAUUCGAGACCCGAACCGAAGAGGCUCCAGGCUGUGGCUAGGCACAUUCGACACUCCAGUCGAAGCUGCCAAGGCUUAUGAUCGAGCUGCGUACAAUCUUCGCGGUAGCAAGGCCAUUCUUAAUUUUCCUCUCGAAAUCGGAAAAUCUAAUGACGAGGCUGGUGCAACAAACCGUGGUCACAAAAGAACUAAACAAGUCACAAAUAUCGAAGAUAACACUGCUUCAACAAAAAAGCCGAAAGCAAGUACGCAAAAUAUUAGUAGUAACAAUGUAACGGACUGUCUACCACCAGUGUUUACACCGUCUUCGAGUUCAGAAAUAAUGAAUUUAUCUGAUUUUCCUCCGUUAUCUCCGCUUGCUUCACUGGGAUCGUAUCAUCAACUACUCGCGUUAUGAGUAAAUUCCGUCGUAAAUAGCCUGUUUUGUUGCUGAACGUUGUGGUGAGCUACGAACGCAACGAAGUUCAUCGGUGAUGGCCCAGGAUAAGGACAAAAUCAUGGUGUUCGAGCUAAAUUAUUUGAAAGAAAGAAGCGUACGCUUGCAGUAACAUGCAAAGAGGAGCCACGACGGGGAAUAGGGCUAGAAAUAAUAAGACGAAUGUAUGCAAUAAUCGAUGCUAAUCUCUGAACACGGCUGUGAUUAAGAAAAUGAUGAUUAGUGAUUUGAUUACAUUUUACGAUGAUUUGCCUCCUUACUAUGCAGUGUGAACAUUUUAAUUUACUCUAUGUACACUCUUGAAGGACGUGCAAAUAUGAUUAUUAUCUUAUCAUUGUAAUAUAAAUUUGCUGUUUAUCUUAUUAUAUUAGUAUUAUUGUGGAA
Messenger RNA from Daucus carota subsp. sativus, 1364 nucleotides. RefSeq names its product ethylene-responsive transcription factor 5. The coding region runs from base 117 to 941 and encodes 274 amino acids. The transcript has a single exon. The record is from RefSeq and is a predicted model, not a curated record. NCBI's taxonomy places the organism in Eukaryota, Viridiplantae, Streptophyta, Magnoliopsida, Apiales, Apiaceae. Gene Ontology annotation, molecular function: DNA-binding transcription factor activity; DNA binding. Gene Ontology annotation, biological process: ethylene-activated signaling pathway; regulation of DNA-templated transcription.